Sclerotinia borealis F-4128 is the source of this 3207-nucleotide messenger RNA. The record is from the annotation of a GenBank genome assembly. NCBI's taxonomy places the organism in Eukaryota, Fungi, Ascomycota, Leotiomycetes, Helotiales, Sclerotiniaceae.
AUGAGGACAAAAAUAUUCUCCGUCCUUUGGAGAUUGUUAGUUUUCAUAGCUAUCGCCGAUGCGCAGAUAUUACCGUAUAAUCCUACCACGAUUCUUCUUCCAUCGACCUCAAGCCAAAUUGAUGAUAUUGCAUUUAUUUUUCUCGUUGCCUCCGAAUCAGAUACUCGACCCGAAUUUCUGUUCCUUAAUAUAUCUUCUACUCUAUCCGCUUCGAAUCUCACAUUAGAGCCCUUUGCACCCAAUCUAUCGUUCCUUGAUAACAGCACCGCAUUUAUACCCACUAUUGGGACGUACGGUGACAUCUCAUUGCUCACUGGUUCUUGUUCAACAUCUGCUAGCACCGAGAUAUGGACUUAUACACCCGGAAUCAAGACUGCUGGAAAUGGGACUUGGGCGCAACAGACAACAACUGUUGCGAGUGAUGUCUCCUCUGCAGGUAUCGCAGGUGCGGAAUAUCUCUCUGGUGGAUUCCAGUUCUCCACGUUGGUCAAUGCAAAUGCUACAUAUACAGAUAUCUAUAUAUAUGGUGGCAUGUGUCCCAGUUCUUCUGCAAAUACAUCGACAUGGCAAUCAGACGCUGAAUAUUCGAAUCACAUGAUUAAAUUAUCACCUGGAUCGGCAGAUUCAUACAACAUGGAUUUGGCUGCUAAUAGAGGAGCCCCCGUCGCUGAAGCGGGAUUUACUGCUACUGCCCUGACACCAGCUUACUCGAAUACGUCUGGGAUCAUGACACAGGCACAAAACUUAAUACUUCUUGGUGGGCAUACCAAAGGCGCAUUUAUAAACAUGAGCCAGGUCGCCAUCUGGAGUUUGCCAGAGGAGAGUUGGGGCUUUGUUACAGUCAAUCCACCAUCUUCAACAGAAGAUUCCAAUACAGAAUUGACAGUCAAAAGUUCGGUUACCGGCGUCGAUAGUCGAUCGGGCCACACGGCAGUAUUAACAGAAGACGGAUCUAAAGUCAUCAUUCUCGGCGGAUGGGUUGGAAACAUUAAUCAAGCCGCCGGACCGCAACUGGCCAUAUUGGAGCUUGGUACCGGAUAUGGAGGAGCAGGGAAUUGGAAAUGGUCAGUACCGACUGAUCAGCCAUCUGGAGAUGGUUUCUAUGGGCAUGGUGCAGCAAUGCUUCCUGGAAAUGUUAUGAUGGUACUGGGCGGGUUUAACAUUACAGCUUCCAGUAAUACAAAAAGAGCUCUCGACACCCCUGUGCAGCCCAUGUUUUAUAAUGCUACCAGCUCAACUUGGACAUCGAAUUACACGAAUCCAGCAUAUGUCGCAGCUGCUUCUCGUAGCAGUGCUUCUUCGUCUUCAAUCUCCUCAAAGGUUGGUCUUGGCGUAGGACUUGGAAUAGGAAUUGCUGCACUUAUUGCUGUCAUUGUAGGAGUAGGCUGGUGUUUGAUACGCUGGAGGAGGAGACGCAGAGAAAGGAGGCAUGAAGCUAGGGAUAGAGGCCUUCGAUCUCUCAGUUAUAACGCGGCCACUGCAUAUUCAGCUCCGCAAGAGAUGUCUCAGGCUCCCGGUUACUCUAAUCGUCAAGAACAGUAUUAUGAUUCAGGAAGUGCAGUGACGGGAUACGAAAGCCUCCAUACUGGUGAAUACGGUAUUGGAGAGACUAGUUCUCCUACUCUCCAAACUCGACAAAUGCCGAGGAAACCAAUGCGAAAUGUUCGAGGUCUUUACCAGCCUGCGUCGACCUUCGACCCGAGCGCAGCGGCGGGGCAUGUCAGAGCAACUAGUCUCGGUACAGCUGGGCGGAUACAUCCCAUAUACGAAGCAGAUGAAGAUGCUGAUGUAGUCUCCCCUAUUGAUGUAGGAGUUGCUCUUCCAUUUGGCGAGAAGCGACGAUCUGAUCCUUUCAAAGAUCCAGUCCCUCAGAACCACAAUUUCUCGACGUCUGCGCAACGAAACAACCGCAGUGCCACUACACCUCUUUCUGAUUCCCCUGCUCAAGAAAGAGAACGUGAGAUCGAAGCAUGGGUUGCAGAUUGGGCGGCUGCGGAUGCUCUCCUUCACGCGCAGGCCAAAUCUCACUCGACUGUUGGUAGAACUUCUCCUUCCCGCCGCGCAAAUUUGAUCACGGCGACUGGUCCAGCCUCUAUUUCUGGAGAAAUUUCGGAAGAUAGUGGUCGUACAGCUAGCAAUCUUAGUGAACGAAGCAUGGCCCCGUCAGUUGCUACACUGAGCCGUUCGGGAUCUGGUUCUCAAGGCACCAGAUCAAACUCACUUCGAGGCUAUAUAACACAUGCCAUGAAUACGAUCACUUCAGGGAAUGCAGCUCUGAGUCCAAUGCCUGACAGCCCUGUGGCAACGAAUGCUCAAAUUUACCCUCCUGGAAGUUCUGGUAGCGAAAAUACCACUUCGACUUUCAAUACCGCACAUACACAUUCAAGUUUCCCAACCCUACAGGCCGAAGGAGUAACCUUACUCCCACGUCCAGAGCAAUUUACAGAUCGAGGCCCCCCCUCACCUACCGUGUCCCCAUCUAUGUCGCCUCCAAGAACACCCACUAAAACGACGACGGACAAUUACAUCGGGAGCCCAUCGAAGAACAAACCUAAUGGUAUCGGUAGACGUGGAUGGCUGGGAAGUUUACGUCGGGUUUUCAGUCCUGAAGGUGAAACUGCUGUUGAAUCUAAUCUCACAGAUCGAGAGCCAAGCCCUCUUCUAAUCGGUCUUGACAAACCUCCAAGAAGAACAGUGAGUGCUGGCGCGGCCUUGUGGAGGAGGAAACAGGGUAGAGGGGAUUGGGAGGAUAGCGAAAAGCUCGGUGUCAAGCGUGGAAGAUCCAAUUCCCUCAUGAACAAUGACCGGCCCACUAUCCAAGAUGUAAGGGCUGGUGAAGGCAGAGGACUAGUGAAUGCAAUUGACGAAGAUGACGAUGAAUGGGACAUCGAAAGAGCAAUCGAGGAUCGAGUAGUCCAAGUCAUGUUUACUGUACCAAAAGAGAGAUUACGCGUCGUCAAUCAUGAUGUACGUGAGGAUAUGAGCAUCAGCGAAGGAGGAAGUAUAGGAGGAAGAAGCAGAGUAGCAAGUGCAAGCGGAACUCUCAGUCGACACGCAAGCGAUCUUUUAAACAGAGAUGAUCAUAGGAAUAUAGCCAGAAAGGAAAGUUUUGAAAGUGGAGCAAGUAAGGGUCGGGUUAAAGGUAAGGGAAAGGUCUCGGAUUUGGUCGAAAUGAUGGAGGGUCGUGGUAGUCCUGAGCGUCGAUGA